AUGAGUGGCUUUAUAAACAAAUUAUUUGACUUCUGUAAAGAAAUAAAUCCAGCUACUUUGACUGGGUCCAUCGAUGUUGUCAUCAUCCAGCAAGACGAUGGCACAUAUCACUGUUCUCCAUUCCAUGUACGUUUUGGGAAAAUUGGUGUUCUUCGAGCCAGAGAAAAAGUUGUGGACAUCACAAUCAAUGGCAAACCUGUAGAUCUUCAUAUGAAACUGGGAGAAGCAGGUGAAGCCUUCUUUGUCCGGGAGGUUGAAGGACCUGCUGAAGAAUUUCCUCCAUACCUGGCUACAUCGCCAAUUCCAUCUGGGGCAGAGUUGAUGAAGCAACAUUUGCAGUCUGAAAGCCGUUCAAUUUCUGAUGAAAACUCUACUGGGGAUGGACGAACACUAUCUGAAAUAUCUGGUGGUCAUGUCUUGUCUUGCAUCAUUAGUGGGCGAGAGAGCUCUCCUGAAGGUGGCACCAGUGAGAGUGAAGGACAUGGCCAUACCAAGAAACGAAAGAAACGAAAAAACAUGAGGCGCAAGACAGUCAGCAAGGCUGUUGAUGGCAAAAAACACAAUGAGGAAGACAUCUUUGAAAUGGAGGAUGUCUCCACUGAUGAAGACUGUAAUUUGAUUCGAAACCCCUCUUUGAAUUCUAUUACCGUGGAGGAUAAAAUGAAUCGUACAGAUGAUUGGGCCAGCAAACAGUAUCAGUAUUUUCAUCCAAUGAGUGACACUGAAGUCUUACCACAUGAUUUACAAGAUGAUAAUAUCAAGGAUGUAAAAAGUGACACAGAAGUUGACAAAUCCCACAAAACCAGUUUAACCUCUGAUAUGAUAGAAGAUCAACCAACAUGGGAAUGGGGUGACCUUCCAAAGCUCACAGAAGCUACAACAGUGACCAGUAGCUCGAGCCCAGUUACUACCAGUGGAAAGCCAGGAGAGUCUGAAGCUGGAGGCAUUUUUGGUUUUAUUAGUAGUAAACCAAAGACAACAGCACCUAACAAACCACAUCAGGAAGGUAUAUAUUUGGAAGAGAUUAACAAAUUGGAUGAUCCUGAAAUUGCAAAGUAUUUUCCUAAAAGCCAUUUUGAAUCCAUCAAGGACAAAGAAGAGGAUAAUGAGUCUGGGCGUGGAGCUUCUCUCCCCCAAUCCCCCCACUCUGUGGAGGGAGCAAUUGGGGGUCCAUCGGUGAAUUUCCUUGAGUCUGAAGUCAGACAUCUGGGAGAGGUCUCUCUCUCCUUGUGCGGAGGAUUAGGAGACUCUGAAGGAGUCACCCUGGAAAAAUUCAUGCAAAAAGUGCUUACAUUUGACGACCUCUCUGAGACUCCAACUAUUGUCAACAAUCCAGAUCUAGUUGUCAAAAUACAUGACAAUUUUUAUAACUGGCAAACUGCUGCACCAAUUGUUCUGUCAAUGGUUUCCUUUCAGAAAAAUCUACCUCAGCCAGUUGUUGAUAAUUUAGUCAAAGACAAUAUGCCAAAGAAAGUUGACAAAAAGAAGAGUGGUGGGGGUAUGAGCUCUUGCCCAGCUGUAACUGUGACGGGAGGGGCCAUUACAAAUCCAACUUCUACUGCAACCAGUGGAGGAUCAUUACCUUCCCAGCCACAAAUCAUGUUGACGUCAUCCAGUCUACCAGAAGUCUCCCAUAUGAUGGAAGAUAUCAUGGUACCUAAACCAAAGGAAGAUCACAUCAUUGAUGUGGAUGGAGUAACCUCAGAGCCUUUGAUCUACAGUGAUGCAGAAACCGACAUAUCUGAACGUGAGUGUGCACAAUCAGGUACUGCUUCAAAUUCCUCUGAACCGCAAGCAUCAAGUGAAACCAAAAAAGACAGAUUUAAGAAAUCUUUACGUCUCACAUCUGUGGAAAUUCAUAAACUUGGCCUGAAUGAAGGUCAAAAUGAAGUCACAUUUUCUGUAACGACUCAGUAUCAAGGUACUUGCCGUUGUACGUCCCACAUCUAUCUUUGGAAGACUAAUGAAAAAAUUGUUAUUUCUGAUAUUGAUGGAACAAUUACCAAAUCUGAUGUACUUGGACACAUUCUGCCAAUUAUUGGUCAAGACUGGUCUCAAAGUGGUGUGGCACAACUUUUCACACGGAUUUAUGACAACAGCUACAAAUUUGUCUAUCUAAGUGCUCGUGCUAUAGGACAAUCCCGAAUAACCAAAGAUUUACUUAAGAAUAUUAAACAAGGCGACCUCGUUCUUCCAGAUGGUCCAUUGUUACUUAACCCUACAUCUCUUAUUCGUGCUCUACACAGGGAAGUGGUUAACAAAAAUCCUGAAGAAUUUAAAAUUAGUUGCCUCAAAGAUAUUGCUGCUUUAUUCCCUAGUAAUCCAUUUUAUGCUGGCUUUGGAAAUAAAAUCACAGAUGUCUAUGCUUAUAAAGCCUUAAACAUUCCUGACUCUCGUAUCUUCACCAUUAAUCACCGUGGAGAACUUCGACAUGAACUGAUUCGCACCUUCCAUUCCUCGUAUUCCCGUUUGAGUGAUAUUGCAGACCAUUUCUUUCCCCCGCUCCACCAGACAGACAAAGGCAGUCAGGUACACAAAGAUCAGCAAGUGGCUAUCGAGUACAGCAGCCCCAUCUACUGGCGGGAACCCAUUGUAUCACUUUCAGAAACUGAGAUCAACAAAUUUAAAGACAUGACCAAGCAGAAAACCAAAGAUUCUGUCAAGCAGAAGAGGUGA
Messenger RNA from Acanthosepion pharaonis, 2676 nucleotides. The record is from the annotation of a GenBank genome assembly. NCBI's taxonomy places the organism in Eukaryota, Metazoa, Mollusca, Cephalopoda, Sepiida, Sepiidae.